AUGCACGUACAUGAAAGAAAUUCCAGAGGCAGCGUUCGAAAGGUUGCUCUCGUUCCGUCCGCGGAAAGGACAUUUUUUAGAACUCCGGUACAUCGUGAAUCCAGCUGUCCGAAUUUCAAUGAAACAUUUUCGUUUAAUUUUCAUUCGGAAGAUUUAAACAAACACAUAUUGGUUUCCGUUUGGCAUAGGGAUCGCGAUAACAGAAAGAGUGAAUUUUUGGGAUGUGUAUCUUUGGCAGUCAAAAAUGCAAUUAAGAAAGAAAUAUCAGGGUGGUUUCGUCUCGUCGCUCAAAGCGGCGGUUCAAAGUCAUCAUCAAAUCAACAACGACCGAUUCAGUCCAAUUGUGGACUUUCAACGACCGGAUCCCCUUCCAUGAUGGCUCACAGAUCCGGAAAUCAAAAAUUUGAUGAAUUAAUUCCAUUUGACGACGAACCACGUUCUUCACCCCCCGAUAAACACAAUAAUAAAUAUUCAAUAAAAAAAAAAUUAAACGAUGACAGUAGUUUUCUACGACAUUUGGAAUUGGAACCUAUCGACGGAGAAGGAGGAAGAGUUCCUCUACCGGAAGCCAUUGCAAAAGGUGGAAGAACUCCUUUCACUACAACAAAGCAGCUGACCAAACAACCAGGUGGUGGCUUCGGAUUUUCGAUAGCAUGGGUGCAACCUCCGAGGGUAGAAAGAGUAGAAGCCGGUCAACCGGCAGACAGAGCGGGAAUUCGUCCUGGUGAUUUUGUUAUAUUUGUUGAUCGUUUUAAUGUGGUUACUAUGUCCGAAGAAGAAAUAUUAGAUAUUAUCAAAUCUUGCGGUAACGAAUUAACGCUCGAAAUAUAUAGAAAAUCAAACGCGAACGGUUGUUUAGUCGAACCUCCAAUUGCCUUACCUUCAACUAUGCAAACAUCGGUUGAAUAUAACAAUUCAUCGAGAUGGUCAGGAACAUGUUACGCUCCUACGGGAACUACAAACACCACGACGACGACGACGACAUCUACAUCUUUUGAUUUUGCCAAAAGGAGGCUUCAUCUACCUCAAGUAGCUUUUACCAAUGAGGUAUCCACAUUAAACCCGGAGGAAUCACGAAAAAAAGCCAUUUAUCAACUUCUUAGCAAAGAACAAAAUUAUGCAACAAAUUUACAAUUUGGUAUCAACAGGUUUUCCGUUCCGCUUUUAGAACGAAAGGAAUUUAUUAAUCAAAAACAACAUCAAAUAUUAUUUCAAAACAUCGAAGAGAUAUUACGCCUUACGGAAGAUACAUUAGAACAAGCAAUUAACGAAGAAGUAGACCUUACGGGUGAUUCAAUAGGAAGAUUAUAUUUUAAAAGGAUACAAGUUCUCAAACCGGCUUAUAGAAGAUAUUGUUCGGGAAUUAAAAGAGCCGAUUGCGUAUUAGCUGAAAAAUUUAAAAAUAACGAAUUUAAUAGAUUUUGCGCGGAGCCACCCGUGCCGAGAAAGAGACCGGAUUUAACGACAUUUUUACACAAGCCUCUCGAACAUUAUCGCGAAUUACUCAAACAUUUACAAAUUAUAUUUAAUCUCACUAAAUCACCGGAUACGGAUCACGCAGCACUUUCGAGAGUCGUCAAUGAUAUGCAAUCGAGUUUCAGAGAAGUCACGGGUGGAUUAAUGGAACCCGAAGUCGAAGGCAGACCCCUUUUAUCCGUACAAGAUUUGGAAAGCAGACUCGUUUUUACUCGUUGCAAACCGUUCGUUUUAAGUAUACCGGGAAGGCAGUGGAUAUUCGGUGGAGAUUUGAGUAAAAUAGAAGGUAGAACCGUUCAUCCAUUUUGGGCCCUUCUAUUCACCGACAUGAUGAUAUUUGCUAAAGUUAGCAGAGAUAGAGUUUUAUUUAUUACCGAAGAACCUCUUUCACUAUUGGCUGUGUCUCAAGCUUUUUUCAACAUUAGGAAAAAAGCUAACGAAUUUCGAUUAUUGUUAAGCAAUAACAGUCCUGGAAUGGAUAGUCCGGCAAAUUCAACAACAUGUGGUCCAGAUAUAGUUUUAUCAAGAACUCCAAAAAAAAAUACAAAAUUUAAAAGUAUCGCAUUGAGAGCACCCACUCCCGAAUUAAAAGCCGUUUGGCAAAAUUUAAUUCAAAGACAAAUCAUUCAUCUGAAUACGACGAGAGGACUCACACCAUCUACGAGCCCCUUAGAAUCUCCAGAUCCACCGACAACAAUUUCGGCAGCAACACUCGAUACGAUUUCACUUAAACGACAGAUGCGUUUACCUCAGGUAUAUUCAUGUUCUCCUAAUCACGUACCAAGAGAUGAUGAGGAUGAAACAUCAUCUCCUCCACCCGAAAAAUUUUAUUAUGAACCUCUUUUAACUCCUGAUUCGGCUACCACAUUUGGAUAA
Pediculus humanus corporis (human body louse) is the source of this 2352-nucleotide messenger RNA. RefSeq lists its product as uncharacterized. Gene Ontology annotation, biological process: signal transduction. The record is from RefSeq and is a predicted model, not a curated record. The transcript has 13 exons. NCBI's taxonomy places the organism in Eukaryota, Metazoa, Arthropoda, Insecta, Psocodea, Pediculidae. Gene Ontology annotation, molecular function: protein binding; guanyl-nucleotide exchange factor activity. The coding region runs from base 1 to 2352 and encodes 783 amino acids. Gene Ontology annotation, cellular component: nucleus; plasma membrane.